Molecule: messenger RNA, 1569 nt
Organism: Striga asiatica
Lineage: Eukaryota; Viridiplantae; Streptophyta; Magnoliopsida; Lamiales; Orobanchaceae
Source: the annotation of a GenBank genome assembly
AUGUGGCUUCUAAUCUUUGCUCCAAAAAGGGCUUUCCCGAAAAUCGAAAUCCUCCGCGAAUACCACAAUUUGCGAGCCAUGGUGGCCGCCGUAUCUGGAGAAGCUCCGGAACCCCAAAACCCCAAAACCGCCGCCGCGGCCGCGGCCGCCGCCUCACAAAACGAACAUCCGAAGAGGCCGCCAUUGUUGCCGUCGGAGAAGGACAACAGCAAUGGAGCUCCAAACAAAAACCCGAGGAAACCCAAAUCGCGAGUCGUCUCCUCGAGAUACAUGUCCCCCUCAACUUCCUCCACCUCCACUUCAAAUUCAUCCUCGAUCUCCUCUUCAUCUUCUUCCUCCUCCUCCUUGUCCGCUUCCAGAAGGUUCCCCUCCCCUUUAAUUUCCAGAAACUCGAACCCUCCAUCCAGCACCCCCUCUCUGCUACCCAAGAGGUCCGUCUCCGCCGACCGCCGCCGCCCGACGCCGCUUCGAGCGGCGGCGAGACCCCUCCUUCCAGAUCUCGACACUGCCAAAAACAGCCACGCCCCCGAAAUCUCGUCCGCCGCCAGACUCCUCGUCACCUCCACCCGGAGUUUGUCCGUUUCUUUUCAGGGGGAAGCCUUUUCACUGCCCAUCAGUAAAACCAAGACAACUCCAUCUUCCCCUAAUUUGAGCACCGUCAGAAAAAUAACUCCCGAGAGGAGGAGAAACAGUACCCCUUCCAGAACAAAGGUUGAAGGAGAUCACAUCGAGAGUUCUAAGCCGUCCGAUCAGCACCACCUGUGGCCCGCCAGAACUCGCCUUGUCACAGCCACUUCAUUAUCAAGAAGCUUCGACUGUACUGGAAAUUCAAAUGGGAAUUCAGUUGGUAAUAACGGAUUAUCUCUCCCGUGCAAUCAAAUCCCGUCCGAUUCAGACAGUGUCUCAUCAGACAGCACAUCGGGGGCCCAAGAGUGCGGCUUAAACGGGCCCAAAGGCCUUGCCAUCUCGGCCCGUUUCUGGCAGGAGACCAACAGUCGUCUUAGGAGGCUGCAAGAUCCGGGCUCGCCUUUAUCGACUAGCCCCGGAUCAAAACUCAUUGUGCCGCCAAAAGUGAAGAGGUACUCGAGUGAUGCCACGCUGAUGUCAUCGCCAAGGACAGUUUCGUCCCCUUUGCGUGGGGCCACUAGGGCUGCUUCGCCUGGGAAACUCAUGAGCCCUUUGCGUGCUCACAGCCCGUCAAGGAUAAGAAAUGCGGUUAGCACGAUUUGCAACAGUUUUCUGGACACGCCUUCGGUGCUUAGCUUCGCGGUGGAUGUGCGGAGGGGGAAAGUCGGGGAGAAUAGGAUAGUGGAUGCGCACUUGUUGAGGCUUUUGUACAAUCGGCACUUGCAGUGGAGGUUUGUGAAUGCGAGGACUGAGGAUGUCCUGCUCGUGCAGAAACAUGGAACCGAGAAAAAUCUAUGGAAUGCUUGGAUAGCAAUAUCAGAUCUUCGUGAUACUGUGACCAAAAAAAGACACAGAUUGCAGUUGCUGAGGCAGAAAUUGAAACUAGCUUCCAUUCUGAGAGGACAAGUAAGCUUUAUUAUUCCCCUUUUCUUUUUUAUGUAA